CCGGGCACAGAACGGCAAAACUCAGGCUAUUAAUGUCACUUCAUACGAUUUGGAGUUGACCCACAGGUGUGUGAGUCCAUACCGCUUCAGAGAGUACCUGUGGGGUGAAGCUGUAGGUGGCGAGAGAACUCCAGACCAGGCACGAGGAGAGGGACAGGGCAGGCUUUGGGACAGGUGCAGAGGGAGGGACUCAAACUGGACACACCGCCAUUGUACGAGUCCCUGCUCGGUGCUGUUUCGAUUUUCCUAUUCUUCCAGUACAGAGGAUUCGGAUGCUAUUGCGCUCCAUAAGCCAUAAUGAUGAUGUCUGAAGAGAAUCUGGUGGAGUGUAAGCUUGAUGAUGAUGAUGAUGAUGAUGAUGAUGCUGAUUAUGAGGAAGAAGAGGAGGAGUCACAACUGCAAACUCCACCCCCACCUCCAGAGUUCUCCACCCCCUCUCCCUACCCCUCCCUGUCCCAUCUGGAGUCCCGGGACCCAUACGGAAUCAACAAACACAUACAGGUGGAGUUCAGCGACGUGCUGGCAGAGCCUGCCUCCCCGCACAGCUGCGACCGGGUGUGGGUGUACAGCAGCAUCGGUUUCGAGUCGGCGCGCGUCUGGGGCUAUCGCUGCCUCACCCUGCUGCUGGCUGUGCCGGUCUCUCUCCUCUCCGGCUGCCUGUUCGCCUGGCUCGCCUGCCUGCACAUCUGGUGUGUGAUGCCCUGUGUGCAGGUGUUUCAUUCCUGUUUGCCCUGGGUUCGCACUCUGUGGCUCAGUGUGGUCAACAUCUUCAUAUCCCCGUUGUGUGAAUCCGUCUCACGCUGCGGAGCCGGACUGUACGUCAGACUGUCCAAGGAGUGAGGGGGGGGUGUGCCCUCUCUCCCUCCCUCCAUCCAGCAGGACGCUGCGUCUGUGGACCCAACCGCUGCGUCUGUGGACCCAACCGCUGCAUCUGUGGACCCAACCGCUGCGUCUGUGGACCCAACCGCUGCAUCUGUGGACCCAACCGGAGACAAAGUCUUUCCAAAAUUCACAUGGAACAAAGGACUGUGCAGAACUUUAACACAUGAAAACAAAGCCUUACGAACAUAUCAUCACAGAUUCUGACUAGCUAAUGAUUUGUGUACUUUGGGUGUUGUAAGAGAAUGGCUGUUGCAUGUGUAAUGUAUUUUUGCCAGCUGCUGGCUCUCAUAUUGAGUAUUUCAACAAAGUCCAAUUUAUACUAGUAGGUAGGUGUUCUUUUAGAACUGUGGGUGCAUGAUAGUAUACUAGAAAAACCUAAAUAAGUCUUCUAGCACAUGCAUUCUUAAGAACACAGCAGCUUGGAGAAGUAAGCAAGUACUUUUUUUAGUUUAAGGACAGAUUUAAUGGCUCUUGACCUAAUCACACACUCGUACUUGCACCCUGCCUGUUUUUAAAUAUAUACUGUAAUGUAAAUCUAAUGCAUUGA
Conger conger (European conger) is the source of this 1429-nucleotide messenger RNA. RefSeq names its product caveolin 4b (gene cav4b). The transcript has 4 exons. Gene Ontology annotation, molecular function: molecular adaptor activity. The coding region runs from base 298 to 840 and encodes 180 amino acids. The record is from RefSeq and is a predicted model, not a curated record. Gene Ontology annotation, cellular component: caveola. Gene Ontology annotation, biological process: caveola assembly. Lineage: Eukaryota; Metazoa; Chordata; Actinopteri; Anguilliformes; Congridae.